This is a messenger RNA of Racocetra persica, 396 nucleotides long. The record is from the annotation of a GenBank genome assembly. NCBI's taxonomy places the organism in Eukaryota, Fungi, Glomeromycota, Glomeromycetes, Diversisporales, Gigasporaceae.
GAUGAUAAUUCUAUUAGUCUAGAGAACAUAUUGCAACAAGUUUCAAAACUUGGCUAUUCAACAAUUUCUACAACCAAUGGUCUAGAAGCAGUAAAAUUGAUUGGUUCGAAAUUAGUCUAUUCAGAUAUAGAUCGGACAAAGCCUCAUAAAAUUUCAUUAGUUUUAACAGAAUAUAAUUUACUGAUAAUGUCAGGCUUUGAUGUUUCACAAGCAAUUAGAGCAAUGAAACCACCAAUUUCAAAUAUACCAAUCAUUGUUCUAACAGCUUUACCAGUAGAAGAAAUACAAAAUAAAUGUAUCAAGUUAGCAAUAAAUGAUUAUCUUGCAAAACCUUUGAACAUUGAAGAACUUAAAAAUGCUCUAACUAAAUGGAUUGUACCAACUUUACCAAUUGCG